Molecule: messenger RNA, 6092 nt
Organism: Electrophorus electricus (electric eel)
Lineage: Eukaryota; Metazoa; Chordata; Actinopteri; Gymnotiformes; Gymnotidae
Gene: si
Product: sucrase-isomaltase
Biological process (GO): carbohydrate metabolic process
Molecular function (GO): carbohydrate binding; alpha-1,4-glucosidase activity
Source: RefSeq, a predicted model, not a curated record
GUUCUGGAUAAAAGAGCAACAUUAGAUCAAGAGGAACUCUCUGGGGGAACUUUGUUCCUUCUCAGCUGGGUUGCUGUGAUCUCAUCUAGAAUUUUGCAAGAACGACAGAGCGAUCAGCAAAGAUGGGGAAGAGGAAAUUCUCUGGAUUAGAGAUCACCCUGAUGGUGAUGUUUAUCAUGGUGCUAGUGGUUGCUGUUGCACUGAUAGCUGUUCUGGCCACAGGAGAGCAGUCAGAGGAUGUUGUACUCCCAACAGUAGUCACUCCAGAGUGUCCAAACAUUUUGCUGGCAGAAAGAGUGGAUUGUUUUCCGGAGGCAGGUGCAUCCGAGGAGAGGUGCUUUGAGAGAGGCUGCUGCUGGAGCCCUCUGGGCCUGUCGAAUGUGCCCUGGUGCUUCUUCUCCAGUAACCAUGGCUACACUGUGGUCAGGAAAAGCCAGCCCAGUAGCACGCGACUGGAGGCCUGGUUGGAGAGAAAGGAAGCCCCAUCUAUGUUUGGGGCCGACAUUCUGGAGCUGUCUUUCACAGCUGAAAUGCAGACAGAAAACCGCCUCAGAUUCAAGAUCACUGAUGCAAAACAGACCAGGUUUGAAGUUCCUCAUGAGCAUGUGCAAUCCCAGUCCAGCUCCCCAACUGGACCCCUGAACUAUGAGCUGGAACUGCUUGACAAUCCGUUUGGGGUCAGGAUUCGAAGGGCAUCAACCAAAAAAGUCCUGUUUGACACUAGCAUGGGUCCCCUAGUAUUUGCUGAUCAGUAUCUGCAGCUUUCUGCUAAGCUCGCCUCGGACAAUAUCUAUGGGCUUGGGGAGCAUGUGCACCAGAGUUUCCGUCAUAGUGUCGACUGGAAGACGUGGCCUAUCUUUACAAGAGAUGCUUUUCCCAACGGCGGUACUCACAACCUAUAUGGUCACUACCCCUACUUCACAUGCUUGGAGGAUGAGAGUGGAAAAUCCUUUGGCGUUUUCUUAAUGAACAGCAACGCCAUGGAUGUAACUCUCCAGCCAGCACCGGCAGUGACCUACAGGACCAUCGGAGGGGUGCUGGACUUCUACAUCAUGCUUGGAGACACACCUGAAGCUAUCGUACAGGAGUUCACCAUGCUGGUUGGCAGACCAACUAUCCCCCCGUACUGGUCCCUGGGCUUCCAGCUCUCUCGAUGGGACUAUGGCAGCCUGGAGGAAGUAAAGAAAACAGUGGAGCGCAAUCGUGCAAUCGGUCUGCCUUAUGACGUCCAGUACACUGAUAUAGACUACAUGGAGAACAAAAAGGACUUCACGUAUGAUAUGAUGAAUUUCAAGGAUCUGCCACAGUUUGCUGACUAUAUGCAUGAGCAUGGACAGAAAUACAUUCCGAUAUUGGAUCCUGCCAUAUCCACCAAAAAGUUAAUUAGCGGCCCAUAUGGGCCCUAUGACCGGGGAAACCGAAUGAAGGCCUGGAUCACUGAAUCGGAUGGCAAGACCCCACUAGUGGGAGAGGUCUGGCCUGGAGAAACUGUGUUCCCUGACUACACCAACCAGGCAUGCAUUGACUGGUGGAUUGAUGAAAUCAGCAUGUUCCAUAAAGAAGUGAAGCACGAUGCAAUCUGGAUUGACAUGAACGAGGUGGCCAGUUUUGUAAGAGGCUCCAACAAAGGAUGUGCUGACAAUACGCUCAACUAUCCCCCAUUCACUCCAAACAUCCUUGAUAAAGUACUGUACAGUAAGACCUUAUGUAUGGAUGCUAAACAGGCCUGGGGCAAUCACUAUGAUGUACACAGUCUCUAUGGCUACUCCAUGGUCCUGGCGACAGACAAGGCGGUCAGGCAAGUUUUUGGUGGCAACCGUUCAUUCAUCCUCACCCGCUCUUCCUUCCCCGGUGUGGGCAAGUACUCAGGACACUGGCUGGGUGACAACGCUGCCAACUGGAAUGACAUCAAGUUUUCCAUCACAGGCAUGCUGGAGUUCAACCUCUUCGGUGUCCCUUAUAUUGGUGCAGAUAUUUGUGGUUUCUUUGAUAACACGACUGAGGAGUUGUGCAGUCGCUGGAUGCAGGUUGGCGCCUUCUAUCCAUUCAGCCGAAACCACAACGCCCAGGGCUACAAGGCCCAGGACCCAGCUGCCUUUGGAGUUAACUCUACGGUAGUGAAAACCUCAAAGCACUACCUGGAGAUACGCUACACCCUGCUGCCAUAUCUCUACACACUCUUCUACAAAGCCCACGUCAGUGGAGACACCGUGGUGCGACCCGUUAUGCACGAAUUCUACUCUGAUAAUGCAACCUGGACAGUGGACCGUCAGUUCCUGUGGGGAGCCCAUCUGCUCAUCACACCUGUGCUAGAUGCAGGUGUAGACACAGUGAAGGCCUAUAUUCCUGAUGCUGUAUGGUAUAACUAUGAGACGGGGGAGAGGAUCAAGGAGCGCAAAGUGCAUGUUGAUAUGUAUCUGCCAGCAGAUAAGCUUGGCCUGCACAUUAGAGGCGGAGCCAUCCUCCCUACCCAAAGACCUGCGGUCACUACCACCAACAGUCGCCGUUCUCCAAUGGGUUUGAUCAUUGCACUAGAUGACAACAACCAAGCAUCAGGCGAGCUAUUCUGGGAUGAUGGAGAUUCUCGAGAUACUGUCUCAUCUGGAGCCUACAUCCAUUAUCAGUUCAAGGUUCUUCAUGGAAUGCUAACGAUGCAAGUCAUGCACAGCGGCUAUGUUGACCCUAAUGACCUGGUGUUUGAAAACAUCACUAUUCUGGGGGUGAGCACUCUGCCCACUAAUGUGACCUUCACCGAGGGGGGCGUGGUCUCGAUCGUGCCAGAGUCCAGCAUCCAGUAUGACAUUGUAAAGAAGGUUCUGUACCUGCGGGGACUCCACCUGCAGCUGAGGAAGAACUACGUCGUCACCUGGGACGAGAGCCUUUCCAUCCUCCAGCGCUUCAACUGCCACCCCGAGGACGACGCCAAAGAAACCCUCUGCCUGGCUCGCGGCUGCCUCUGGGAGCCCUCAGAUGUCCCUGGCAUCCCGUGGUGUUACUACCCUUCGGACUACGGCUACGCGCCUGUCUCUGUGCUGGAGACCCCGAGUGGAUGGAGUUUUGACAUUUUGCGUAACAAUAAGUAUCCGAGUCCAAGGACGCUGUCCAGGGACAUCAGCACCCUACGUGUGGAGAUCACCUAUCUCACGGAACAUUCCCUGCGCUUCAAGAUUUUUGAUCCAGUUGAAAAGCGGUAUGAGGUACCCGUGCCUCUCAACUUACCCAGCAGCCCUGAGACUGAUGAGGCUAAGAGGACAUACGAAGUACGAGUCGUCCACGAACCGUUCGGCAUCCGAGUGGUCCGGAAGGCCACUGGAACUAUCAUCUGGGACUCGUCAGUGCCAGGUUUCACCUUCUCAGACCAGUUUAUUCAGAUCUCCACCCGCCUGCCAUCCAAGUAUAUCUACGGCUUUGGCGAGACGGAGCACAGCAGUUUCAAACACGAUCUAAACUGGCGUACCUGGGGGAUGUUCACUAAGGACCAGCCUCCAGGGAAUGAGCUGAACUGUUAUGGUGUGCAUCCCUUCUACAUGGGCCUGGAGACCACCGCCCAUGCCCACGGGGUACUCCUGCUAAACAGUAAUGCCAUGGAUGUAACCCUCCAGCCAACUCCAGCCAUUACCUAUCGUACAAUCGGAGGAAUCCUGGACUUCUACAUGGUGAUGGGACCCACUCCAGAACUGGUGGUGCAGGAGUACACAGCUAUGAUUGGACGACCAGUCCUCCCAGCUUAUUGGUCACUGGGGUUCCAGCUCUGUCGCUAUGGUUACAAAAAUGACCAGGAGAUUGCUGAUCUGUACAAGGAAAUGAUAGCCAACAACAUCCCUUAUGACGUGCAGUACGCUGAUAUCGACUACAUGGAGCGACAGGUGGACUUCAAGUUGAACCCUGCAUUCAAGGGCCUGCCGAAAGUGGUUCAGGACAUGAGGAAGGAGGGCAUGCGCUUUAUCUUCAUCCUGGAUCCGGCCAUCUCAGGCAAUGAGACUGGGUACCCUGCUUAUGAACGUGGUAUCAAUGAGAACGUCUUCAUCAGAUGGCCCGCUGAAAUCGGUGACGGCAUCGUAUUUGGAAAGGUGUGGCCUGACUAUCCCAAUGUCAUAGUAAAUGAGUCUCUGGACUGGGACACUCAAGUAGAGUACUACAGAGCUUAUACAGCAUUUCCAGAUUUCUUCCAAAGCCGUACAGCAGUUUGGUGGCAUAGAGAGAUCGCCGACUUCUAUGCAAACGUUAUGGAAUUCGAUGGUCUAUGGAUUGACAUGAACGAGCCAGCCAGUUUUGUCCACGGCACAGUUUGGGAGAAGUGUCUGGGGCCAUCUGUCUAUGACCACCCACCCUACAUGCCACGACUGGAGUCUAAAGAACAAGGUCUGAACCACAAGACCCUCUGUAUGAACAGCCAGCAGGUGCUUCCCGAUGGCACUGCAGUCAAACACUACGAUGUCCACAACCUAUACGGCUGGUCUCACACCAAACCCACUUACGAUGCCCUGCAACAAGUGACAGGAAAGAGAGGAAUCGUCGUCACCCGCUCCACCUACCCAAGCAGUGGGCAAUGGGCAGGCCACUGGCUGGGAGACAACAGUGCCAGUUGGGACCAACUUUACAAGUCUAUUAUAGGGAUGAUGGAGUUCAGUUUGUUUGGCAUUUCAUAUACUGGAGCAGACAUCUGUGGAUUUUUCAAUAAGGCAGAAUUUGAAAUGUGCCUGCGCUGGAUGCAACUAGGAGCGUUCUACCCAUAUUCCAGAAACCACAAUGGCAAGGGUAACCCGAGACAGGACCCGUCGGCCUGGAACAUAACCUUUGCUGAGGCAUCACGGGACGUGCUGAAUAUCCGCUACACUCUCCUGCCCUACCUCUACACGCUGAUGUAUGAGGCACACACUCUGGGGAGCACUGUGGUCAGACCCCUGCUGCACGAGUUUGUGAACGACAGGGUGACAUGGGAUAUUGAUAAACAGUUCCUCUGGGGACCAGCUCUUCUGAUUACUCCUGCUCUAGGAGAGGGAGUAACUGAGGUUUACGGUUAUCUCCCUGACACACGCUGGUAUGAUUACCACACGGCUAAGGCCAUGGAUGUUAGGGGCCAGUUUGUGAACAUGCACACCCCGCUGAACCACAUCAACCUGCAUGUGAGGGGGGGACAUAUCCUACCAUGGCAGAAACCUGAGAACAACACGUACUACAGUCGGAGCAAUCCGCUCGGACUGAUUGUCGCACUUGAUGACAGCGGAAAGGCAGAAGGUUCCCUGUUCUGGGACGAUGGCGAGGGCAUUGACACAGUUGGGAAGAUGUCCCUGCUGGUGGGAUUCAAAGCAGUCAAGAAUACUCUGACAAACUCCAUCAUCCAUGAUACUCUGCUACAAGGUCUAACACUGGGUGAGGUGAAAGUGUGGGGGAUAGGAAGUCUUCCCAUCACCAAGGUCACCAUGCAGACUGCAGGAUCCCAGACACCGCUGACUUUCAAUACAACUCUCACAGAGGAGCUGAUCAUUUACGUGACCGAGCAGUGGCAUCCAGUACAUGAAUUGUUCACCAUCACCUGGACCACAGGAGUAUGACAACUUUAGGAAACACAUAAACAUUAACAAGUUGGCACCUGUUGAAUCAAAGAAUUAUUUGUUCAUCUUUUUGGAAUUUUAUUUAUAGACCUAAGAUUCUAAAGAGGUUAUGAUAAUGAAAUGAGAUUAUAUUAUACAAUAAUAUGAAUAUUGCCAUAUGUAACAUGUUCAUGGGCAGUUUAUUUUUUAAAAUAGAUGUGAGGGAUGUAUGAAAUCAUAUAAUAAAAGAUGUAAUAAAGUCAUUAAUACUGAAAAAGCAUAAUAUACACAAGGCCUGUUGUUACAAUAAGAAGCUGAUGGUCGUAAUUAGUGGAAGACAAUGUGCUUUGCUAUCAGGCAGCCAUAGCUGGAAUCUUGCACCUUUAAUGCUGGCAUUUUGGGAAUAUGAUAAUAAUAACCCCUAAUUAUCAACAAUCAAUUUUUUUUGCCUAUUUGCUGCUACUACCUACCAGGGUUGCUUUCUGCACAAUUAAAUUCAGAUAUAAUGAUAUGAUAAUCAAUUAUUCAUUCCACAAUAAACAUAAUGAUAUCAAUUUA